Messenger RNA from Daphnia magna, 2604 nucleotides. Its product is annotated as spatacsin-like. The record is from RefSeq and is a predicted model, not a curated record. Gene Ontology annotation, cellular component: cytoplasm. The coding region runs from base 1 to 2604 and encodes 867 amino acids. The transcript is spliced from 4 exons. Lineage: Eukaryota; Metazoa; Arthropoda; Branchiopoda; Diplostraca; Daphniidae.
AUGGAAAAAGUGUUUGUGAAAUCUCAAUUGGGGACAAGCUAUAUUGCUGUGUUCACCCGACAACCCGAAGAAUACCUCCUUUUCAACCUUGCAACAUUUCAAAGGAUUUAUUGUUGCAGUGUUGGUUUUCAUGAAACAAUUAUCUUUUCUCAGCGAUUUGAUCGGUAUGAUAAGGUAAUGAAAAACAACUCCAUUCGUGACCUGAAAGAAUCGGAAAAAGUUGAUGUCACGGUCAGCAUCGAUGUUCGGGCGUCUUUAUUAGCCACUGCAAUCAAUUCGCAACAUUUGGAGAGCAUAGCAAAUAUCUUAAAGAUUGCUGAAGAGGGCGUUGAGGUUGAAAUUUGCCAUAUUCUACGUGUACUCGACAGUUUCCUGAUUACAAAGCUUGUUGACGGUGAAAACGUAUCAACCAAGAACAGCUCUCAUUGCUCUUCCGUUGAAAAAAAAGGUUCUUUGUCAUCUUCGUUUGGCCUUCAAGUACUAGGACUCAGCCUAGGAUUCGCCGGACGGGCUCAUAAGAAAUUCCCUGACUGUGCAACCAUUUUCAAUCUAAUUUUUGCGUGGCAAGAACUGUUGCCCGUAAACCCUCAGGAACCCGCCAGUUUCAAAGAAAAUGCGGUAUUUCAAGAAUUAACUACGAAAUGGCAUGGAUGGGAUGAAUACAGCAUAGUUAAAGACGCGCUUAUCCACAAUCAUCUUGCAUUAGCUCAGUAUGAGCUAUCUAUCCGAGGUGAUUGCAAUUUCAGAGACUUGAAUUUGAUACGGAAAGCCAUCAUAAGCGAAAUUCAGCAGGGUGUUGUGGCGUAUGAUUUUCGAAUGAUUAACGAGGCGGAAACAAUAAUAAGAAAUUUGGGCUGUGAAGUUCCUGGAACAUGGGAGAAAAUCUGCCUUCAAGCCGCAGAUCCAAAAUCGAGAGAAAAACUGGUGGAAAUCAUGCAACAACGCCACCUAUGGACCGCCGAGUUGAUGAAUUGUUUGGAUUUCAUUACUUUCGCGGAGUGCUAUGUCAGAGACUCCCUGGGUAAUGUGCCCGUCUUAACUAUGGAAAUGGUUUUGGGGUGGAACUCAAAACAAAGAAGUCUUUAUUUAGCAGAGGCCUUCCUACAAUCGAAAAAUGAGCAAAUACUAGCGAGAAUCCAGCCGGAAGAUGUUUGGCAAGUCAUGUUGAAUAAACAAAUUCUCUCAACCCUGAAGAAAUGGAUUGAAAAUCAGGCGCCGUCUAAUCAUGCUGUUGAUGAAAAUAUUCCAUAUAUCUGGCCAAUAAGUAACGCAAUGGUUGAUAUGGCUGCUGAAUGCAAAAACAACGACACGCGGGAUUCCGUAUUGAAUUUACUAGCCAAUCAAGGUGUCUUCGCUGAAUGCGAACGUCAGAGUCUCGUAGCGUUCAUUACUCGUCUUUUAUCCAUUGGGCAGUUUCAUCAAGUGGAGAAUAUUGUUCGCAAGCCUCUCGCAAACGUUACGUUACAGUCCAUAACGACUGCGGCCCUCGAUUAUUGUGCUCACGAGUUCAACCCGGAAUUGUUUUACGACCUUAUUUCUGAUGGCAACAUUGAUUUGAAUGAGCGUCCAACUUGGAUGAAGCUUGUUCAAAGAUUUCAGUCAUGGAAAUUGGACCCUAGUGAUUCCGACGGCUUUGUCGAACUGUGCCGUUUAAAUAAUACUCUUCUAAAGGAGACGAAUCAUCUUACUGAAGAAGAAUUUUGGAUGAAACAUCCCUUUGUGGCCUUAUUCUUUCAUUUAAUGAAUCCAAUCCUAAUUCCAGAUGGCACGAUGUCAAAAGCACUAAAGAGUCUGCCUGUGUUUGCGCAUGUUUGGGAUAAUACCGCCGAAGAUCCGUCAAUCCAUCAGUUGCUGGUCGGAGAAGUUCCUAUCAACGUGGCAAAUUUUUUCAAAUAUUCUCAAAAAGAAUAUGCCUUGUUAGGAAACCCUCAUUCUCCUCGGGCAGAAAGUGCUCGUGAAACCAAUCAAGGUUUAACGUCAUGUCUUGAUUGGACGUUUUACUUGAAACAGAGUCGCCCGUUCCGAGCCUUCUUCCACCUACAACAGACCACCAAAACAAAAGAAGAAAUCGCAACCUACCCGUUUGCAAUCCAGGCUAUAGGCCUAGAAGAUCCGUGGAAUAAUGCUAUUUCGAGAUCGUGCGUUUUGCUGAUUGAAAUGUUGGGUUUCAAUGCACAUCCCGUCAGAACUACCCUGGCCGUACUGCAACGUCUGACACAAGAUCCUGCGUUAGAUCGGAAAAAUCUUGUCAAUCUCACCCGUGAUCUCUUAGUCGACUCUCUUGCACCGCGUAGCCUGAGUGAGCUACUUGAAGAUUGCUUGUUGAAGAAUAAUUCUAAUGAUUCUGAUGCGGUUAAGCUCGUCACGAGCUGGCAUCUAGCGAUCGAGUUCUGCACCGUCUACGGCCUCGGAUUGCCGAUUAAAUUUUUAACUCAGUGCGCUAGCCGGAAUCAUUGGCAAAUUUUUCUCCUUUUCAUCCAGAUUUACAACUAUCCAUUUGAAAGAUAUAGAGAAAUACUUCGAGAGUUUUCAUCUCCGAUCAAGUUUCAUCUCCAAUUGGCCAUGCAAACCUGCAUUCUCAACAGAAACCAGCCAAACGUCUAG